Penicillium alfredii is the source of this 1899-nucleotide messenger RNA. RefSeq names its product TCP11 family protein. The record is from RefSeq and is a predicted model, not a curated record. Lineage: Eukaryota; Fungi; Ascomycota; Eurotiomycetes; Eurotiales; Aspergillaceae. The transcript is spliced from 2 exons. The coding region runs from base 1 to 1899 and encodes 632 amino acids.
AUGGAUCUCCAGGGCACUAAGGAACCCCGGGCCCAAGACGAGGGCGCCGAAGGUCCGCUUGAGGCCUACGGAGCUGGGGGCAGCCGGUCCAAAGAGUAUCCCAAGAAGGAGGGGCAAGAUUCCCACAACCAUGGCGACCCCAACAACGUGCGCCCUCUUCGUCACCGACAGCCGCCAUUCGCAUAUCCCCAUGGGACUCAACAACCGGCAUCGUCGGCGACAACUGCAGCAUCGCACCCCCGACAGCCAUCGCCGUCGCCCGAGGCUAUCCGCAUUCCGCAGGUCUUAGGUCUGAGCUCCCGCAACCAGCGGCUGCUGCAAAAAGCCAAACGACAUCCCCCAGUGACGAAGAAGACGCUUAGUGAGCUCGAUCUCCCGUGUAUCAUGAACAACAUCAACCUCCGCAUGGAUGCCAACUUUGACCGUGACCUACACUUCAAGCCAGAUCUGGACGGCGAAAAGGGCAAACGCAAACGGAAAGAAGCCGCCGACUACUGGGAUGCAAUGGCGGCGGAGAUUGCCGUUUACUCGUUCCGCGCUGCUCACUCGAAUGACGACACUGGAGAAGAUGCCUCGAAUGAAAGCGCUCGACGCACAUUUGAGCCCCGUUUGCCCGCCAUGUUCGAGACCCUCCAGGAUGUUAUCAAGACCCUUGUUCCAGAGCGCGAUCACCCGAGUGUCAUGCAUAACCUGGAAGUGCCCCUGCUCAUGCAGCAGAUCCGGAAAGGCGUUUUGGACAUGCUAGCGCUAGCGACGUGGUUGGCCGCACUUCUCAAAACACAUUGUGCCCCGAUGCGCGAUGAGUGGGUGGAUCGGAUGGUCGAGCAAAUCACCGAAGGAUCGCAGUCACAAGAGCCGCAGGAGAUUGUCAAUGGUUUACAGACAUUAUUUGCCAUCCUGGAGGCUAUGAAGCUGGAUGUCGCCAAUCACCAGAUUCGCGCAUUUCGGGUACUUCUCAUCGAAGACACUGUGCCUUUCCUGCAGGAAUAUUUCCAGGGCAAAACUAGCCGCGGCUCUUUCCAGGUCGAGCCUGCACGGCUCUGGUACCUGGCAGCACGAGACCAGGCGCGAGAGGAAGAUGCAGAGAAGAACCCGACAACGACAGACACCGAAGACACGUUCAAGCCUUUGGAAGCACUGUUCCGUGGGAUAUCCGAGCAGCUGCUUCAAUUUCAUCCGCCUGACGACUUCCCCGAGACUUUCCUGUUCGACUCCGACCGGCUGUGGCAGUUGCGGGCAACCGUGCAGAACUUGAUAAACCUCGAGAUCGCCUGGUAUAUCUUCGAGUCGUAUGUGCACACCCAGAAACGGUAUUUGUCGGCUCGUGACGAGACCAGCUCCACUUUCCGGGCGCGGAUCUGGUCGCUCAUGGAGGACGGCAUGGAUCCUGACAGCCGAGUUGCAGGCGACGACGAUGCCGGUCUCCGGAAUGGCUCGCGCUGGUUGCGAAAUGUGCGCUGCAUCGCUCUGGAGGUUGCUCGGUUUGCGUGUGCCGCCUGCUGUUUGGAUGUCGUCGUCGCCGACGAGGUCAUGGUUCCCAUUGAGGCCGCCCUCGAAUGGCACCUGUCCCAUGACUCAGACCUCUUCCGCUACUUUCAGAACAGCAUGCGCGACAGAAUCCUCACCGCCACUAUUGGUUAUGCUCACAAAUACCUGCCGCUCUCACCUCUGGCCAUUUGUGAGUCGCAGCGCACAGCUCCGUCCACGACGAGCCAGUCUUCCUCGGCAAAUCCAUCCCCGUCUCAGUCUCAAUCUCAGACUCCCUACCCUCAACAAUACGAUAUCGAGCGCAUCAGCAUGCGUCUUGCCCACAUGGGAAUCCUGCAUUGGCGCGUGUGGGCACCUCUGCUGUAUCUCCGCGACGAGAUCGCGGAGCUCGAUCAGCCGGCGUUAGUAUAA